GAAGACAAGCAGUGUUUUUUUUCUAACCAACAACCUUAACAUCAUGAAUGACAAUUCAGAAUCCACACAAAACCCCACUCAUCUGCCCAGCACACUCUCCUGUGCAGGUUGUGUUUGGCCAUUGUGCUGCUUGGCGUGACAGUGUGGCAUUAUUCUAGGCUUUGUGUGGGUCUGUAUUGUUCUCCUGUGGGCUGCUUUGUUGAAUGAGGGGGUAUAGUGGUGAUGCUGCAGGCCAUUGCUUUAUGCUGACUUUGACCUGUGGGAAUGGCAGGGAGCGAUAUGGCCCUAUGACUAGGCCACAGACAGAGAGAGGAGGAGGAGAGUGGAACAGCAUCAGCAACGCGCAUCCCAAGAGAGCAUCGAUUUGGAAAUGGUCUAAAAUACUACUGGAUUAAAGACUCAUGAGUUCAAGUCCAAGUGUAGUCAUGCAGGAGAACCCAGGCUCUAUAGGUGUAGAUGGAGGAUACGCCAGCAAUGUACCUGCUUUCCUCACUAAACUCUGGACUCUUGUGGAGGACCCAGAGACCAAUCAUCUGAUUUGCUGGAGUACUACGGGCACCAGCUUCCAUGUUUUUGACCAGGGCAGGUUUGCCAAAGAGGUUCUGCCCAAAUACUUCAAACACAAUAACAUGGCAAGCUUUGUACGCCAGCUCAACAUGUAUGGCUUCAGGAAGGUGGUGAAUAUUGAGCAGAGUGGGCUGGUGAAGCCCGAGCGAGAUGACACCGAGUUCCAGCACCUCUAUUUCCUCCAGGGUCACGAGCAUCUGCUUGAACACAUUAAGCGCAAGGUGUCAAUAGUGAAGAGUGAGGAGACCAAAGUGCGGCAGGAGGACUUGAGUAAGUUGUUGUAUGAGGUGCAGGUGCUACACAGCCAACAAGAGAACAUGGAGAUGCAGAUGCAGGAUAUGAAACAGCAAAAUGACGUUCUGUGGAGGGAGGUGGUGUCACUGAGGCAGAAUCACACACAGCAGCAGAAAGUCAUGAACAAGCUGAUUCAGUUCCUGUUUAGCCAGAUGCAGUCCAACACUCCCAGCACUGUGGGAAUGAAGAGAAAGCUUCCUCUCAUGCUGGAUGAUGCCUGUUCCACCCCUCCUGCCUCAAAAUUCAGCCAAAGCCACUCCGCGGAGUCCUUGCAAGAAUCGUUCUAUAUCCAGUCGCCAUCCACAGAAAGUGCAUUCUGCUCCACUAGCAAUGUGAUGACAGGAGGGCCAAUAAUCUCUGAUGUCACUGAAAUCUCACAGUCCAGCACCAUGGCUUUACAAAUGCAGGCAGAGGAAUCUAGAGAAAAGUGUCUGAUGCUGAUUAAGGAAGAGCCAGUGAGCCCUGGGGUGCAGGGACGAGGAGAGGGUGUACCACUCGGCUCCUGUGAGGUGUGUACUGAACCCCCCGUCCUCCCUGUUGCCAUGGUACAGUCCGUCCUAGAGGGCCGAGGAUCUAAUUUGGGAGAGAGAAGGGCCAAAAGACCCAUGCUGGAGAGAUCAGAGAUUCCUGAUGGUGUGGAGAAUGUUGACAUGAGCCUGGAGGAUUUACAGCUGCUUCUGAGGAGUCACCAGCAGAGCAUGGAAACCAGUGCUGCAGCAAUGGAUCCCUUCACAUUUAGUCUGUCUUUGAACGAGUGGAACUUCACAGAAAUGGACCCAACCCUGAAAUCAGAGCUGGCUAAUGCCCUCAUCCCUGCUGCUGUGUCCCAGUACAUGUUUCAGGGUCAGGAGGGGGAGACGUACCCCACCUCUGGCUAUGAGGAGCAGUGAAGCCCUAAUAUGACAGCCAGCACAGAUCCCUCCUGAGAGCGAGCAGAGUGAUCCAUUUGAAAGUAUGCCACUUGGAUUGAACAUUAUCCCAACAUCAGAAGAGAAGGCUCAAAUUUAUCUGACUAGCAGAUGUGGAGGUUAUAAACAGUAUCAAGUAAACAUGCUGACCAGCCCUUUGUGAAGAAGAUUCACUUAGUUGGCCAUUGGUGGAAGGUGCAUUUUUACAAAAACACUGGGAGCAAUUCAACUCUUUGGAGAUGGAAUAUUUACAGUAAUCCUUUCUCAAAGCCUAUACAGAGUUCAGGCUACAUCAAGAUCAUUCUGAAGAUAUUUUUCUCAUGAUAUAAUGCAUCCUAAGGAAACUUCUAUAGCCAAGGAAAAGGCAAUAGUAAGCAUUUCCCUCCCGAACGACUACAAUGCAGGUGAACUGUAUGCAAUAUGACGUAAAUCACUGUGGCCCGAGUUUGAAUGCACUUUAGUCUGUGUGUUGGAGUUCCUGCUUUGUGGAGCUGUGAUUUCAUUUUUCCUAAAAUGUAACUGUAAAAAAAUGAAUAUAUUUAGUUCAAAUUGAUAUCAUAAUGAAGCACACACACUUGU
This is a messenger RNA of Sinocyclocheilus rhinocerous, 2348 nucleotides long. Its product is annotated as heat shock factor protein 1-like. The record is from RefSeq and is a predicted model, not a curated record. The coding region runs from base 402 to 1751 and encodes 449 amino acids. Gene Ontology annotation, molecular function: DNA-binding transcription factor activity; sequence-specific DNA binding. Gene Ontology annotation, biological process: regulation of DNA-templated transcription. NCBI's taxonomy places the organism in Eukaryota, Metazoa, Chordata, Actinopteri, Cypriniformes, Cyprinidae. The transcript has 13 exons.